UCGUUGCUCACUGUUGUGAAUGUAACCAGUCCUAGGACAGCAAACAGCAGAAUCCAGUAUCAGUGCAUAGCUAGUAAUGGAGUGGGAACACCUGCUACAGCUACAGCCAGCAUCAUAGUGAACUGUAAGUACGUAGGUAAAAUAGUUAUACGCUGUGCGUUACUAUUUAACGUUGAAUGCUUUGCCCCUUUUUGAUAUCUCCUCAAUUCAGAGAUUUGUGUAGUGACGCUACUCUCUGAUUGUUUUUCUAUUACAUUCUGGCAACGGUUUCUCAUUAAUUCUCGAAAUCAUUUAUGAUCCCGCUCAGGAUCAUAAAGACGACUUGAUUAUGAUGUUUCGAUUCGGUCUCACAAAGAGCUAUCACUGUGGCCAUUUCACAUCAUCAGCUCAGUUGAUAAAACCAAAUUAUCUUAGAUUGCUUUUAUAUGCUUGCCCAGUUUUUUAUAGUAUUUCUUAAACGUACACUUGGCUCACAAAGGAUAUCGGUGACGAUUCUGCUAAUGCUGACUGUUUAUAGGGGGGGGAUAGAGAUGGACAAAGUGCGGGGGGGAUAGAGAUGGACAAAGUGCGGGUAGUAAAGCCUUUUAUCACAUAAACUUCGGUGUUAUACAAGGAUUUCCGGCCCUGAGAAAAGCCGUAACAACACACGUGAAAAAAUAUCGUAUUACGUAUUACGUAAUACCUGAAAGACUUCUUCUGUCGGUAAGGAAAAAUUCAAUAAGUGAGAAUUUUGUAAAUUGAAAAUCACGACCAUUGUUGUUUUUGUAAUCAUGAUUCAACGCAUUUUCCAUCUGAAGAGUCAGCGCCAACGCACCAUACGAUUAUUAUUCGAGGAUUGCCGAUUCAUUUAUUUUCAUUUUUUAAUGAGGUUGGUUUUUUUUCCCAAUAAAGGGCUAUUGUGUUUAUAUGAUAAACAAAAUAAUACAUGGUUGCUUGUAGAUAUGGAAAUUCUCUCCUCGUGUUCAACUUGACAUCUCACUCGUUCGCUGCGCUCACUCAUGAGCUAUCGAGUUAAACACGCGAAGGGAAAUUCCAUAUUUACGCGCGCCCAUGUAUUAUUCUCUAUUUAUUAUUAAGUCUUGUUACAGGUUGGUUCAGAUAGCAGUCAAGAUUCGCUAAAGAUUCUGUCGCUUUUCUGUGGAAAGGGACUCUUUUUUCCCACAGCAAAGUAAUUGUAUUUUGUAAAGUAGAGACAAAGUUUUACCAUUGAAGACGUAAGGGUUUAAUACCGUUAUUCCUAAAUAUACAACUAGUACAAGAGUGAUGUGCAAAAAUGAAUUCACGUGCUCUAGAAACGAACAAACUCAAAAAACACAGGUGAACCUUCGUUAAACUCAUGCAGAUUCCAAGUUCGCAGCAUGUCACUGGUAGAGUUCUUUGCAUGAAGUAUUUUAACCCCACGGAGUAUUUUAAUUACGACAUAUAACCUUCACCUCUUCAAAGAUCUAGUCUGACCACUGAACGGCGGACCCUUCCAGAGCAGCGAACAGGUAGAAUCAUGCGUGUUUCGGUAUUGCCCUCCCCAUGGGACGUGUUCUCCGUUGCUUUUAGAGCAUGUCAAGAGGUAGUAAUAAUUUGGUUUGGCCCUGAGGUGUAAGGUGCUUAGUGGCCACCGUAGUCUCCUUAGCGUCAGGAUAACGCACAUGGGCGUAGUGAGGGUUUGCCUAGAGCAUUUCCACUUCAUCGACCAAAGGUUUCGUCUUGUUAGCACGAACCUGACUUCUCAUGCAGACGGGUCCAGGUGUAGCUGGCACUAGAGUAGGAUUAUCGAGAGAAACCGAAAAAGUGCCUGUGUGGUGUUUCAUUGUUUCAAAGGGGUAAAUGUUGACGUCCUGUGGCAAGCACAUGACCGGCAUAAAUUUCAUUCCUAGGCUUCCCAAAAGGGGCUUGUAAAACAUCCACCGCCAUCAUAAUUAAUACACUUUUCGAUGUGUUGGGAGACUGCAUCAGAAAUGGAAUUGGCCAGCACUUUUAGUUUAUCGAGGCCUUCUCAUGGUAGAGCUGCUACGUUUCUUUCGAACGCUUCCUUUUUUUCGAGGCUGCGCCACUAUUUAGAUCGCUUUGAAGGCACUCUGGACGAAGCACUUUAGCCAUAGAACCAGGUUAGUAAAUUGGUGUAAAGUAGAGACAACGUUUUACCAUCGAAAACUUACUAAUCGUACUGUACUAUUUCGCAGUUUCGAAAGCAGAAUCCUAAAGAUGCUCUCGUUCUUUUGUUAUUUCUUACCCACUCUCUCGGGUAAUCAGUCUUUAGUUCCCUGACUUAUCUCCGUGAGGGAAGAACCUUCAUUUUUUAAUUUUUUCCCGGUUUUGUCAUUCGUAUGUGAGCUGUAGUUAUCUGAAGGCAGAGCCUUUCCUUUUUUUUUCACCUGGUUCUGUCUCUCUUGGGUAGUCAGUUCUGUUUGGGCUGUUGUUAUCUGAAGGCAGAACCUUUCCCUUUUUUCCACCUGGCUCUGUCUCUCUUGGGUACUCAGUCCUAUUUGGGCUGUUGUUAUCUGAAGGCAGAACCUUUCCCUUUUGUUCACCUGGUUCUAUCUCUCUUGGGUAGUCUGUCCUAUUUGGGCUGUUGUUAUCUGGAGGCAGAACCUUUCCUUUUUUUCACCUGGUUCUGUCUCUCUUGGGUAGUCUGUCCUAUUUGGGCUGUUGUUAUCUGAAGGCAGAACCUUUCCUUUUUUUCACCUGGUUCUGUCUCUCUUGGGUAGUCUGUCCUAUUUGGGCUGUUGUUAUCUGAAGGCAGAACCUUUCCUUUUUUUUCACCUGGUUCUGUCUCUCUUGGGUAGUCUGUCCUAUUUGGGCUGUUGUUAUCUGAAGGCAGAACCUUUCCUUUUUUUUCCACCUGGUUCUGUCUCUCUUGGGUAGUCUGUCCUAUUUGGGCUGUUGUUAUCUGAAGGAGAACCCUUUCCUUUUUUUUUUCACCUGGUUCUGUCUCUCUUGGGUAGUCUGUCCUAUUUGGGCUGUUGUUAUCUGAAGGCAGAACCUUUCUUUUUUUUUCCACCUGGUUCUGUCUCUCUUGGGUAGUCUGUUCUAUUUGGGCUGUUGUUAUCUGAAGGCAGAACCUUUCCUUUUUUUUUCACCUGGUUCUGUCUCUCUUGGGUAGUCAGUCCUAUUUGGGCUGUUGUUAUCUGAAGGCAGAACCUUUCCCUUUUUUUUCACCUGGUUCUGUCUCUCUUGAGCAGUCAGUCCUAUUUGGACUGUUGUUAUCUGAAGGCAAAAUCUUUCCUUUUUUUAUUUGGUUCUGUCUCUCUUUGGGAGUUGUUUCAUUUUAGACUGUGCGUCUUCAUCUUAUGACAAACUAAUUUUGAGUAUGAAUUGCGACAUAAUUAAAUUUACUUGUCCUGAUUUUUUUCCCUUGCAGAUUUAAUUGAACGUUAACCGCGAAAAGUCGUGAUGAAAAAGCAAUGUUUGUUUUAAUAAAAAAAGAUAGUUUUCCUGUUGAGAUGCCUAACCAACCUUAACUUAAUUACAUAUCAUAAGUACACGUUCCGUUGACUGGUAAUUUUUACGUCGAUUUUGUGUUUGCCUUGGUGGUGUCUGUCCUCAAAUCCCGUGAUGUUUCAAUUAAAGAUAAAUAACGAAUUUAGGAAUAAAAUUACCAACGAGUAAAAUACCUCUUCUCGUAACGUAUUAAAUUGUAUUUACAUUUCCAACUCUUGCUUCAGACACGAGAUGUAAAAUCGGUCAUAGGUUGUAAAAGAGAUUUGUGAGUAAAGAACUUUUUCUACUUGUCCUUUUUUAUUUUCUCGCAGCCUCAUACAAGAGGUUCGCUGUGUUCGCAGUGGCGCGCCAGGAAACCCCAGCAGGAAAAUUUUUUUUUAAGAUUUUACUCCUUUAAUGAUAUCUUUAAAGUAUAUUACUCCCUUAGCAUUUAGCCAAUUAUAUGAUUGCGGCGGAGGGUGCAAAAAAACUCCGUUAUAUAUUUCUUUACAGGCCAAUAUUAUCGGAAAAAAACCCAAACAAACAAACAAAAUGAGGUCUGUUGCGCUGUGUGAUCCAUGAGUGUUCUCAUCGCGGUUAGGGCUUGCUGUUGCUUGCGGUAUUAUUUUCCGGAGUGGACAUACCAUUACUACAUUUUUGUUAGCGUUUAAAAAUCGGAAAUACAUGGUUUUGGUAAAAAACUUCAUCUUUUUCAACUCCUAACGACUGUCGAGUUGUGUGUAUCAAUAGAGUGGGUCAGCAAAUUUGCAUUCUAUGUUGUGCAAGGGGCAAGAGAAAAUGGUUGACUCCCCGCGAGUGAAGCUGACGCUCUAGGUCGAUGUUGAUCCAUUAUUAUCCUUUGUAAACAAAAUUUCGAUCUUGUAGUUAAAUUAUAAAAUUUCUUUGGCUUACAUUGUGCGCUUUAAAGUAAACUUGAGUUGUUAGUUCCACGCGAGGGUUUAACCUUGAAAAUUGCAAUCACGCGAGUGAAGCUGACAUUAACGCGUGCCCCUUUCUGGAAAACAUUCGUAUUGUGACAAGAAGGGUCUACUUUAAAGUUUUGGGUUACUCUCGCCAUGCAAUUUGGACGCCGAAAAGUGCCAAAAAAGUAAUUACUGAAAAUUCAUCCGCAACACUUCGGUCGUUCUGCGGGCGCGAAGUCAGUUCUUCUCUUACAGUUAAUAAUUGCCAGGCGGAUCUACGAUCCGCCUCAGCCUCAUUUGCAUAAAUCUUUUGGUGAGCAAAGCUCGUCAUGCCAUCUUCAAUUUAGCUAGAACUUUUAUCUGAACAUUUGUUUUUAUAACAAUAUCAAGAGGACUCAAAGCUAAUUGUCAAAGGAUAUUUAUUUAAUUAAACUAACCCCCUUAUAGAGAAUCCCUGAUGCCCACCUGCGUAAAACGGCGGUUUGGGUUAGACCUUUCGUAAAUUACUGGCCCUUUAAGGUUUAAAUAAUUUGAUUCCUAACUAUGUGACAAGUAUAAGAGUGAUAUACAAAAAUAAAUAAAUAAGCUAUAUAAACGAAUAAACACAAAAGACCUACAUGAAGCUAUUAAAACUAAAAUUAUGCUGAUUCCAAGUUCGCAGCAUGUCACUGAUGGAGUUCUUUUAAUUCCUCAGAUUAGAGGAUCGAUAGUUUGAAUGAAUUUUAUCUCAGAAAUCAUAAAGAAUGCGUCUGGUAAAUUCCAAGAAAAUGAUCCAGUUUUGGGGUGAUUUUUAUUGUGACUUAUUCGCGAAAUCCCUAGCAGUGACUGUAAGGGAAUGAAAAUCCUCUCUUUAGGGAGAGGUAUUAAUGAAUUUGGAUAAAGCAAGUCAACCGCUGCGGCGAAUUUGGAAGAGGGAACGUUUGAUCGGCCGAAAAAAUAUGCUGAAAGCGACGGACUCGUUCAUAGUUUAUCUUUAUUUCAUGUUUUCAUUUUUUCCAUUCUCUUUUCGAGUUUGACACGAAAGAAAGGAUGAACGCGGAAAAGAAAGAAAGUGGAAACUUCACGUUAACUUACGUACUGCGAAUACCUCUGAAACACCGUGAAUGAAAAUUGAUAUGUCGUUAUGUGUCUUCCAACUAUGUCUGUGCUCAUACUCUUACCAAAGAAAUUAGACACCUUUUUGCUCUUUUCUGUCAAUUCGUCUACCAAUCUGAACUUAACUCAGUCCCAUCACUGUACAUGAUAUAAUAUUUUCCAAAAUUGAAAAUUUACCACAUGGUUAAAAUUCUCAAAGCAAGGGAGUGGAAUCUAUAUUUGAAGAUUCAAAUCUGUGGAUCUCAUAUCACCAGAGCGAGGUUAUUGUGAUAUUGGUCACUUGAAACGUUUCUAUAGAUAAGUUACAAGGGCUUAAUUUCACUUUGGAUCAGUUUUGCGUUAGGUAUAUAUGAAAAGGCAUUUGCCGUGACAACGUUAACUUACUCCGGUAAAUAAAAACUUAGGUUUAGCAAAAUACAUGUACUUUUCUGGCUGAACUGCCUUAAUUCUGCCACAAUUUAGCACUAUAACAUGCGUCGUACUGUUCGUUAUUGCUGGAUUUUCACAUGGUGAGUAUGCCUGUUACACAAUGAAAAACAUUGAUUUUCUUCUUGUUUUUCUGUUUUGUUUUUUAACUCAAAGAUCCAGCGGUGAUCAAAAACCCUGGAAAUCAGACGUUUAGUAAGAAACCUGGAGAAGAGGUUAACUUUUCUUGUUACAAAGACGGUUACCCACCACCUACAGUUACCUGGACAAAGGACGAUGUCGACAUGAAUUGGAAUUCUGAAGAUAAUCCCAGUAAAGUGAUUUUUCAAGUAAAAGAGUCCAGC
Messenger RNA from Pocillopora meandrina, 6202 nucleotides. Lineage: Eukaryota; Metazoa; Cnidaria; Anthozoa; Scleractinia; Pocilloporidae. The record is from the annotation of a GenBank genome assembly.